Messenger RNA from Scleropages formosus (Asian bonytongue), 3928 nucleotides. It is a transcript of the gene usp1, whose product is annotated as ubiquitin specific peptidase 1. Gene Ontology annotation, molecular function: cysteine-type endopeptidase activity; cysteine-type deubiquitinase activity. The record is from RefSeq and is a predicted model, not a curated record. Gene Ontology annotation, biological process: regulation of DNA repair; protein deubiquitination. Bases 163 to 2529 code for a protein of 788 amino acids. Gene Ontology annotation, cellular component: nucleus; cytosol. Lineage: Eukaryota; Metazoa; Chordata; Actinopteri; Osteoglossiformes; Osteoglossidae. The transcript has 9 exons.
CGUCGGAAAACGCGCCAACUUCUAUGUAGUUGGAUUCAUAAACUUGUCUCAGUAUUUGGUAAAAGUACGGGGUAACUUCGGAAUAAAACUAAAUUCAUCAGUAUGUAAUAAUCCCUAGUGGUCCACCUGUGGUAGCUGAAGCACACCGAAAGGCCGCUGACAAUGCCUGGCCUGCAAACAGACGACAUGUCCGCAGCCAUCCACACGCCGGUGAAGAAGAACAGGCUUUCUCUUAAGUUCUUCCAGAAGAAGGACACCAAGCGCACUCUGGAGUUCUCCGAGUCCCAGGCGGAAGAACAGAAACCUUCAGAACAAGAAGAACCAGAAAGUUGUGACCAGGUGGUACCUACCCCAGACUCAUGUGUCCCUCUUGUGUGUGACAAGAGAGACAGCCCUGUGCCUUUCGUUGGGUUGAAUAAUCUUGGGAACACCUGCUACCUGAACAGCAUCCUCCAGGUGCUGUACUACUGUCCAGGGUUUAAAGGUGCUAUCAAAAAGUUACGCAACUUAUCCAAGAAGACAGAGAAGCAGAAAAAAGACAUUGAAAAUGAGGAAGUUGACGAGGAGGUGUUGCCGAUGAAUAUUGAACUGCUGUGGAGUUUGCACCACCUAAUAACCUCAAUGGAGCAACUUCAGUCCAGCUUUCUCUUCAACCGUAAGAAGUAUAUUGACAGUGAACUGGCCACCUCACCACGCAGACUGCUUAACACACUCAGGCUGCUAAACCCUAUGUAUGAGGGAUAUUUACAACACGAUGCCCAGGAGGUGCUCCGCUGCAUUCUGGGAUAUAUCCAGGAGGCCUGUGAGUCUAUCCAGAACGAGCAAAAAAUUGAAGAACAGCCUGAAAACCAGGCCCAAGAUGUAGACUCUGGUGAAAGAAAGGACGAGAGGGAGCAGAACUCCUCGCUGAAUGAGAGUGCAGAAGAGUCAUCAGCUAAAGAACGAAUAGCAAAAGAGCCACAGAAGGAGGAAAGCUCAAAGGACCAGAGCACCUGCAAGAGGAAGAGUGACACAGAAGCUGGUAAUGCCAAAAAGAGGUCAAAAUGUCUCAAGACCCAAAGCAAAAGAACAUCCACAGCAUCAGAAGAGGCAGGACAUUUCACCCGUUCGAAAAGGAAGUCCACUGGUGAGGUCACUGCCGAAAGUGACCAAAAUAAGAAUGAACAGGCAAGCCACGUGGAGGUGAAAGUAGAUGGUGCCUCCACAGUUCCUGCAAAGAGACCAAAGCAGUCGAAGUUGAGCUGGCUGAAGCCCUCAGGAAAGCAGCCAAGCAUAUUUUCCAAGUUUCGCAGCAUGGGCAAGAUCAGCACACAUGCCAGUGGCAAGGAUGCUAAAGCCAAGCUGGAGGAGGGAGACUCUUUAUCCUCUGGGAAGGAUGAGGAAGCUGCUGGAAUCUACAGUGAAGACAAGUGUCCUUUGGAGCCUGAAGAGAAAAGUCCAUUGCAGACCGAAGAACACCGCAGCUUAAACCUGAUGGAGCGGAUGUUCCAGGGUCAGUUGGUCCUGCGUACACGCUGCUUGGAGUGCGAGUGCUAUACGGAGCGGCGGGAGGACUUCCAGGACAUCAGUGUCCCUGUGCAGGAGAUUGAGUCUUGCUGGGUGGAGCCUGACUUGGAGGUGUCUCCAGAUCCCAAGCAGGAGUCAAAGACACUGAAGUGGGCCAUAUCCCAGUUUGCUUCAGUGGAGAGAAUUGUGGGAGAGGACAAGUACUUCUGUGAGACCUGCCACCACUACACAGAAGCUGAGAGAAGCCUUUUGUUUGACAAAACUCCUGAGGUUGUCACCAUUCAUCUCAAGUGUUUUGCAGCAAGUGGUUCAGGGAUGGAUCCCUAUGUUGGCCUCUCCAAGGUGAGCACCCCUCUCCACACCCCACUCAAGCUGUCCCUUGAGGAGUGGUGUACUCGGCCUUCCAAGGAGCACUAUGAGCUAUUUGCUGUCGUGAUGCACAGCGGGGUUACCAUCAGCAGUGGCCACUACACCACAUAUGUCAAAAUGGUGAACCUCAAGGAUAUCAAGGUAGAACUGGUGGACGACAGCCUGAAGCCAGAGUCUCCUGGCACGGCAGCAGCUGAGGCCUACAAUCCAGCACGGGGUUACAAUGACGGUGAGGUGUCCAUCAGUGCUACUAGCAAAGCAGGAGCCAAGAAGCCAUCUGAAGGUAUAGGACUUCUGGGAGGACAGAGGAGCGUGUCAGGCUUUGACCUGGGUAGCAGCAAGCAGGCCAACCCAGACAAGGGCAUCAAGGAGGAGUGCAGCAGCUCUCAGGGACACCAGACAGCAGUGAAAAACAAGAGUGAAAGGGAGCCCUUUGCAGUAGCCAGUGCUGGGAAGGAGCAAGAUGAUACUUAUGUGGAGAACAGCGAUGACCUUGCCCUGUGCAACCUACUGGACUAUGAGGGGAAGUGGAUGCUGUUUGAUGACUCAGAAGUGAGGCUGUUUGAGGAGAAGGACUUUCUGAAUGCUUGCUCUCCAGAGACCUGUACAACUUCUAUCCCUUACCUUCUGUUUUACAAAAAAGUCUUGGAAUGAAGUGUUUAUACAUGACCUGUGAUAUGGUAAGUACUUCUGUUUCAAAGAUGUGUAAUAUUUUUUUUUUUUUUUGUAGCCCACAGCUUUGUGUCACAGAUGUGCUCUUUCCCACAGUGUUUUGUGUUUAGGUUCUUUUCUGGUACUUAGGGUGCCUUUCAUUCCUAUAUUUCAGUUAAAGGCUACUCUAAGAUGGCAUUUUAAAUGCUCCGGAUUCAAAAAUUAUAUUCUUAAAUGCAUCCAAUUUAGAUUCACCAGUUAAAAGUAAAAGAGUAACAGUUUACUCAUUUCUGUGUUGUGUUGGAUACAGCAAACAAACUGGCUGUGAAGAUGUAACAUUUGUUAAUUUAGAUGCUUAGUGUAAGGUCUUGAUGACCAUUGGUGCUUAGUUCUGGCAUACACAAGUUUGAUAUUUUUUGGUAAUCACAACAUAUAUGAAUUUAUUCCAUUGCGUACAGUGUGCUGGUAUGUCAUGCAUUGGACAGAUUUCUCAACACUUUAAGUAGUUGUUGCCCAAUAGGCAAUUGACAAUAUAAUAAAAGCACCUUUCUUUUUAAGAUAGUGUAUAAUGACCAACUUUUCUCCCAGCCAGUGAGGCUUCCUAGGACUCUUACAGUUGCAUCAGAGUAAAUCAAUUUAAUACCACUUCUGGUUUCACUCUCAAUCUUUUUUUUUUAUGGCUUGUCAUGUUUAUCAUUGCUUUAUAUUAGCACUCCUCUAAUUGUGACUGGCACACAUGUAAACGUAUAUCUAAGCACAGAAACCUUGGCCUUGUCACACAAGAUAUACAUAACAGUGCUGUCAUUUUAAGCUAAAGCAAUAAAUAAGCUAUGUGGUUGUAACCAGUGAUUAUGUGCUAUGCAAACAUCAUGUUGUCUUUGGUGAAAUUACUCUCUAUUCUGUAGCCAAUUAUCUCAGCUAAAUCGUUACUUGUGCACAAUUGCAUUUAUACAAGCUGAGAUAUUUAGCACUGAUGUGUGUACGGUGUCUGAGCACUUCAGUGUUUAAACUGCACAAUACCUCUUUAUUUUUGGUCUGACCACAGCAUAACUUUCCCCUUUUGUAGACAUGUAUUUUUCCACAGUUAUGUCAGUUCCAGAGAACUGAACCCAGGAGACCCAAAUGUAUAUUAUGCUGUAAAAUAUGAAAACUGACCUCAAGAAGUAAGUUAGUCAACCUGAAACAGGAGUCGUAGCAAACCUGACUUGUGCAACUCUAAUGGGAAUAAGUUUGUUUGUCUAAUAUUUAAUCUGUUCUGCUCAUUAAAAGUUAGCAUAUACCAGAGUCUUAGUUUCCAAGUGUGGUGGUGUAUGAAUUUUGUUUUAGUUGAAAACCAACAAUCACUAAUGCCGACAUUAAAAUAUUUAUUUAGUAAAAUAUUUAAACAAAAAACUACAUAAAA